UAUUACAAACUAUUUUCGAUUUAUAUCGAAUUAUUUUGAUCCUCCCUUUAGCCGGCAAGGGAACGCAAGAGUUAACAAGUGAAAAGAAGCAGAAUCUUGCAGAGCUGAGAUGGGUUUAAUCAGUACUUUCUUGGGGUUUUCUGGAUUUGGAAUUGGGGUUUCUGCUGGGCUUGUAAUCGGAUAUUAUCUGUUCAUCUACUUCCAACCCACAGAUGUGAAGGAUCCUAUAAUUCGUCCUUUGGUCGAACGAGACUCUGAAACUUUACAAAGCUUGCUUCCCGAGAUACCAUUGUGGGUAAAAAACCCAGAUUUUGACCGGGUUGAUUGGCUUAACAAGUUCAUCGAAUAUAUGUGGCCUUAUCUUGACAAGGCAAUAUGCAAGACUGCAAAGGAUAUUGCAAAGCCCAUUAUUGCCGAACAAAUUCCAAAGUAUAAAAUUGAUUCAGUCGAGUUCGAGACUCUUACAUUAGGGUCUUUGCCUCCAACAUUUCAAGGGAUGAAGGUGUAUGUUACUGAUGAGAAGGAGCUGAUCAUGGAACCGUCCUUAAAAUGGGCCGGAAAUCCUAAUGUUGCCGUUGUUGCUAGAGCAUUUGGUUUAAAAGCGACGGUUCAGGUGGUGGAACUACAAGUCUUUGCCGCACCUCGCAUUACACUAAAACCACUUGUUCCCAGCUUUCCUUGUUUUGCUAAAAUCUGCGUGUCUCUCAUGGAGAAGCCGCAUGUUGAUUUCGGGCUCAAGCUUUUUGGGGCCGACCUUAUGUCAAUUCCUGGAUUGUAUAGGUUUGUCCAGGAACAAAUCAAAGAUCAAGUUGCCAACAUGUAUCUUUGGCCUAGAAAUCUAGAAGUACAAAUAUUGGAUCCAUCCAAAGCCCUAAAGAAACCCGUAGGAAUUCUUCAUGUGAAGGUUUUGAGGGCAACCAAGUUGAAAAAGAAGGAUUUUUUAGGUGCCUCCGAUCCUUAUGUGAAAAUAAAACUCACGGAAAGUAAGCUUCCAUCGAAGAAGACCAGUGUGAAGCAUAAGAAUUUGAACCCCGAAUGGAAUGAAGAAUUCAAUAUGGUCGUUAAAGAUCCGGAAUCACAAGCUGUAGAGUUCCAAGUUUAUGAUUGGGAACAGGUUGGCAAACAUGACAAGAUGGGCAUGAACGUCGUUCCGUUGAAAGAUCUUGUGCCCAAUGAGGCGAAGGUCUUGACACUUGAUCUCUUGAAGAAUAUGGAUCCCAAUGAUGUCCAAAACGAGAAAAUACGAGGGCAAAUCGUGGUGGAAUUGUUAUAUAAACCGUUUAAGGAGGAAGAUUUGCCAACGUUUGAAGAUGCUGGUGCUGUCCAGAAGGCGCCUGAAGGAACACCGGCUGGGGGCGGUGUACUUGUUGUUAGAGUCCAUGAAGCUCAAGACGUCGAAGGAAAACACCACACGAAUCCAUAUGUCCGAGUCCUUUUCAAAGGAGAGGAGAAAAAAACGAAGCAUGUGAAGAAGAACCGAGAUCCAAGAUGGGACGAGGAGUUCAUGUUCCAUCUAGAGGAGCCUCCAAUGAACGAUAAAUUGCACGUGGAAGUUGCUAGUGCCUCAUCGAGGAUCGGUCUAUUGCAUCCCAAGGAAUCGUUGGGUUACAUCGACAUCAGUCUCGCGGAUGUUGUGCACAACAGAAGGAUCAACGAGAAGUACCAUCUCAUUGAUUCAAGGAACGGGAAGAUCCAAAUCGAGCUACAAUGGAGGACUGCAUCUUGAGGCCAUCCUUUUCCGUUGAGACAUAUAUAGAGGCGUGAUCGAAGAAUACGUUUUGGUACUUGAAAACUCGCAUUCGGAAUAAUUUACAUGUAUUGUUGUUGUACAAACGUCUGUGUACAUUGAAUAUUAAAAAUCAGUAGAAUGUUUGUUUAUCUGGGAUA
Molecule: messenger RNA, 1887 nt
Organism: Cynara cardunculus var. scolymus (artichoke)
Lineage: Eukaryota; Viridiplantae; Streptophyta; Magnoliopsida; Asterales; Asteraceae
Product: synaptotagmin-1-like
Exons: 13
Coding region: 110-1726 (538 amino acids)
Cellular component (GO): endoplasmic reticulum
Molecular function (GO): lipid binding
Source: RefSeq, a predicted model, not a curated record